UCUACGGGACCGGUGUUGGGAUCGGAUAUCUAUGCGGGAAGAUUCUGUUUAUGCGUGUGCACACAUACACUCACACUGCAAUGUAUGUAAGUGCUCGACACUGUACGUGAGAGUGUGUUUUGGCAACAGAUUAACAACAACAUAAGAUAUUAGAUGAGGCGGUCGGGGCAAGGUUUUUCCUAAAAAAAGAACUUCGUACAAAAAACGGGUGCCAUUACCAACCACCACAUAAACCAUGUCAGACAAUUUCUUCAGCAAUUGUUUCGUCCUACCUUCUUCGUUCGUUCGUUCGUUCGUUCCCAGUUACAUAGUUACCGAUCGCAGACAGGACCAGUUAUGAAAAAAAAUUAUGUAUUCUGCUCCAUUACUUGUGGGCGACCCAAGAAAACAGAAAAAAAUGUGUCUAUACCUUCAUAUAGUCUUCCGAGUCGUCGCCUAGCGAGCAAAACAAAGAAAGGCCUUGUAAAAAUUAUGCUUGGGUAUAAUUUCGCCAAUUUAUACACAAUACAACUAAACUAAAAUUCUCAAGUGAAAAAAAAACCUAGGAAUGUCGUAGAUAUUCAUAUACAAAUGUAUUUUAUUUACUAGAGUGUUUUGGAUAUAAUUUACCUUAUGUUUGUAAAUACCUACAUAAAUAACGUUGUGUGCAAACUUAAAAUCAAGUGCGUACUUUUGUUUCUGUGAAUCGACAAGAAUUAUGUGCCAAAUUAUCUGAUUAAGAAGCAAAGCUCAUAUACAUACGUACAUAGCUACAUAAAAACACAUAGCUACAUAAAUUAUAAAGUCAUGUUCAAAAUACCGUAUAUACGAGCAUACAUACAUGUAUGUACGUUAUCGUGUAUUAGACAAAGCAAAAUCAAAAAUAAAGUAUAACAAACUCAUUCAACUCGGAGAAACAUUGCCUCUUGAUAUCCCUUGAAAUCUCUCACCACAGUCAAGAGCUGUGACUGCCAACAGAAAUGAAGUAGAAAAUAUUACCAAUACGACCAACGAAGUACCAAAAAAAAGAUACACAAAACCGUAAUCUGAACAUAAAACAAUUGCAAGAGAGAAUAGCCCCCCCCCCCUCCAAAAAAGAAGUAAAAAAAACCGAACACGCCUUAUUGGAUUAACCCACCAGACAUUUUCAUUUAAAAGAUGGCUUCCAAAAAUAACAAAUAUGCAGAAAGCGGCAGUAAGCGAAAGAGAAAACGAAUCUAUUGCUGGCGACUGCCAAAACAACCCCUGGACCAAUAUCAUCGUCAAAGUAAACGCAUUUUAUCCGCCAAUCACAUAGUAUACACCUCACCAAACUUUCAAGAUACCAUCUCUAAAUCCAUCGGUCAAUUCCACUGCCAUAAGCCAUCAAUUGACAAUAGAAACCUAAUAUCAUUGUCCAUUAAACCAUCUUCGUCUGCUAUGCGACGUCUCUCCACUUCACUACUAACGUGGAUAGCUUCAUAUAGAAUACUCACAACCUGUCUCUUGAUUGGAGUACUAAGUCCAUCAGCUGUACUGAGUGUGGAUCCCAAAUUUGAUCCAUCUACUCGUAUGCGUUUAGUUUUAGUACCUGCAGAUGCCCAAGUCGGCUCUGUGAUUUACAGGCUGAGGGCCACAGACGAGGAAUUCGAUUAUCCCCUGACGUUUGAGUUUGUGGGCGAUGCCUCGUCAUCGACAGUCAAGAUCGAGUCGCUACCAUGCACCAAGUACAAUUCGGUGUGUCAAGCUAAUGUAGUUUUACAACGACGCUUGGAACCCGGUCGAUACUAUGACUUUCAGGUAUCGGUGAAGGACACUAAAGGGGGAAUGGCGACUCAAUUGUGUUCAAUAACAGCUACAAACUUUACAACACCCCACGAUCUUAUUUUCCCUCACAAGCCAGGCAUCAUUAUGCUUCCAGAGGAUGCCAAACGGGGCACAGAGUUGGACUAUGUGAUUGCUCGAAAAAAUCCUCUUUUUCAAAAGCCAGUAUACCUCGAGUUAUGGGGAUCACCUUUGUUUGCCAUAAGACAGAAAAUUGUUUCUCCUGAAACGACAGAGGGAACUAUAUUUCUGCUGGGUCCGUUGGACUUCGAAAAACAAGCCAUGUACCAUUUAACCAUAUUGGCCAAUGACGCCUAUGCUGAGCCUGGUCAAGAUAGCCGUAAUAUUGCUGGUAUGGAAAUUGUUGUAAUUAUACAAGACGUUCAAGACCAACCUCCCGUGUUUACGAUGGCCCCGCCAGUUACGAAAUUGCCAACUGGUAUACUGCCCGGAGACAAGAUUCUUCAAGUCCAUGCUGAAGAUGGAGAUAAAGGUAGUCCACGAGAAGUUCGUUAUGGCUUGGUGUCUGAAGGCAACCCAUUCACAUCGUUCUUCGACAUAAAUGAUACCAGUGGUGAAAUAUUUCUAAUGCGACCUCUUGAGGAUAUCGCAGCCAUAACGCAUGUGGGCGAUCCCGUCUUGCUCACAGUAAUCGCAGAAGAAGUGAAGGUUGGUCGUGACGAGCCCCCUGCCAUGGCCUCUACUGUUCAAUUGGCUUUCUUUUUGCCGGAACGAACAAACUCACCCCCAUAUUUCGAAAAUGAUCACUACGUAUCGAGAGUAGAUGAAAAUGCACCUCAGGGUACUGCCCUAAUAUUUGUUGAUCCGUAUGUGCCGCGUGUUUACGAUGAUGAUACCGGAAAGAAUGGAGUUUUCUCCCUGACAUUGCUGAAUAAUAAUGGAACCUUUGAAAUUUCACCGAAUGUUGCUGAGCGCAGUGCAUCGUUUCUGAUCAGAGUUCGCGACAACAUAUUACUGGACUAUGAGGAAAGGCAAACUGUCGAAUUCCAGAUUCUAGCCCAAGAACUGGGACCUGCAACAAAUCUAUCAGCCACAGUCAAUGUCACUAUAUAUUUGAACGAUGUCAACGACAACCCUCCGGUUUUCUCUCAGCCAAUGUAUACAGUGGAGUUACCAGAAAAUAUAACUGUGGGCACUAAGGUGGUUCAAGUGCAAGCCGACGACGCAGACACCGGAUUAGGAGGGCGAGUGCGUUAUACAGCCAUCCUUGGAUAUCUUAAUACCUCUUUAAAUCUGGACGCAGAAACAGGACUUAUAACCGUGUCGACAAAUAAACACGGGUUCGACAGAGAGGUCAUGCCCGAAUAUCAUUUGUAUGUUGAGGCUCGGGAUAAUGAUGGAACGGGCAAUAGAGCUCAGGUUCCGCUCGUCAUCAAGUUAUUGGAUGUCAACGAUGAGACACCAACGUUUGAAAAGGAUGUCUAUGAAUUUAUCUUGGCGCCGGAUUUAAAGAGCUUCACCACCUCCGCAUUUAUACAUGCUGUUGAUAAGGACGCCACGGCGCCCAACAAUGAAGUUCGGUAUGAGAUAAUAAACGGCAAUUACGACAACAACUUUGAAUUGGAUGAACUGACGGGCGAACUGACUGUUCGAGAGAAAAUCAAUUUCAGAUCUAAGAAAGAAACCACACAACGACAACGACGACAAGUGCCUACUCCGUCUCCACAGGACCAGAACAUCUUUAUUUUGACAGCUCGGGCAUAUGAUUUAGGUGUUCCGGUUCGCUCCAGUACCACCACCAUACGCAUUUAUCCGCCAGAGAGUCGCACUCGUGCUGUAACAUUUGUUGUGCCCGGUCUCGAUCCUGACAAAUCCAAGACGGAGGAAACCCUGUCCACUAUAACCGGCGGAAAGGUAAUAAUCCAUGAAAUCAGACCCCUAAAGCCGGACGAACCUGGUGCUCAAAAUAUUGCCUCUGGAAAUCCCGACAUCAAAGACCGAAGUGUGGUCACCGCCACGGUUCUUUACGACAGUUCCUCCAUAGUUGACAUUUCACAAAUUCAGCAACGCCUUUCGCAACACAACAGUUCAUUUGCCAUAAUGACGGGCCGAGAAAUGGGAACGAGUGAAACCGACACACUGUACAAGGCAGAGAAUAAGCUCCUGUUCUGGCUGUUAAUUCUUCUGGCCACUUUGGUUGCGCUAACAAUUCUUAUACUACUCUUGUGCUGCAUAUGCUCCUGGUGUCCACUCUAUGGAGCCACAAGCAAAAGAAUAGUUAAUAUCAGUAGAACUGAAGACGAUGUUCAUCUAGUGCAUAGGGAAAUGGCAAAUGGAAAACAAACAAAAUCUGUUCAGGUCGCCGAAUGGAUGGGAAGGCGCGAGGCCUGGUCCGCGGACAAACCGACAGAUCCUAGAACGAAGCCUACCCGUUGGGAAUUCCACAAUGGCCGCCAGCAGUUUGACGAAAACAUAGGUGCCAUUCAUGUCACGGACGUAGGCGAUGCUCGCAACCAUUCUGAGGAGACGCGACGCAUACGUUCAGCUGACGAGAACCAUAGAAGAGUUAAAAUAAAGAAUACCCGUGCAGCCAAAGACGAUACUCAUCUAAGUUUCCAUAAUUCUAGAACUAAUCUUAUUAAUGAUCGUGAUGUCUACAUUGAAGAUGUUAUAGAUGAACGCGAACUGGUUGAUGAAGAUCACGAGCACAUCAGGCGUAGUAAGGUAAAUCGACAACACCACAAACGUUACGACAGCGAGGAGAUGACCCAACGCCAACAACACAUUGACGACGACUCCAUGAGGCGUCAUGAAAUUGACAGAGGCAGCGACAUUGAUUACAAUACCGGCAGAAGCAGCCUAAAAAAUAAACGGGAAUUUUUCAUAAAAGAUGGCAACAUUGAAAUACUGCAACUUAUGACCAGGGAUAAGACCCGCGACGGCGCGGCUGCAGCCGAUGAUGACAAUAUAUAUGUAAAUGUUCCGCUAAAAAAUGCAAGUUUGUCACAGCCGCAGUUGCUUAUGGUUGACAAUAGCGGCAAGGAGAUUCUGAUGAGACGUUUUAUAGAAGAACAGCCUGAUGGCAAGCAAAUCAUCCGCGAACAUUACCAAAUCGUCCCAGGUGCUACGUACAUCCAAUCUAUGCCGAACGAAAUCCAACAGAACUCAACUCUGAAAGGUGACACUUUUCCGCUGGGUAAGUCGGGGCCGAACAGCAUAGUUUACUCCCAAACGGAGCCAGAGGUCAAGGUUAUACACACACAACCCGCCCAAGGUUCCAUUGCGACCCUGCACAUGGACGGCUUUCAAAAUCAAAUGCAGCCAGCCAUCUCCAACCAAUCAUUGACGCAAGAACUUGAAAAUUCCCUUAAACACCAGAACGAGCUGCUGCGGCAAAUUCUCUUAGAAAAGGAGAAGAUUGAAACGCGUUACGUACAUCACGAUGUGGCGCUCGAGACACAAAGCCUACCGGGACAGUCAAUGGCAAUAGCAACUCAAACUGAAUGUGAGAUGGGGACUCAAACGGAGGUAUAUGACGAGCAUGUUCGUAGAGGGUCCUUCGACGUUCAUGGACGCACUUUAAGGAGAAGAGCACGCAGUGAAAACGAUGAUUCCGCGUCUGAGGACGACGAUUACGAGUACAUUCGACUUAGUUCCCCCAACAGUCCGGACGGUGUUGUGUACUGCAUAAAAAGAAGGAAACAACGCCGGCGUAAUAAAUAUCGUAAUGGGAGCCAGCCCCGCAGGCGACUUGUAAUGGUGGAGGAGGUGAAACGCAAAAUUAGAACUCCAAUUAAAGAGGAGGACGAUGAGGAAUACUAUAAGGCCCGCAAGAAACCAACGCCAAAAAAACCACCGCGCAAUAAUGGUGACACAAAGGCCAGCAUCUUGCGGCGUCUAAAGAUUGAGGAAAGCGUAAAUAAGAAAAGUUCUUCACGCCCGAAAAAUGAACCCCUGAAUCGCGAUGUCCUCAUAGAAAUAUCUGACUCCCUUGAUGAGAAAUAUAGCUCAAGCGAACAGCAAAAAAGUCGAAAACGUCGUAUGGAAGAGCUACAGUAUUACGAAAAUACGGAUGGCGACGACGACUACGACCAACAUGAGGUGGAUUUUUCUAAUGAUUCAGAUGCCGGAGAAAUUGUUAUUAAAACCAAUGACUAUUCAUCCCACCGCCACAAAUCGGAGAGACGAAAACCGUCCUCGCAACAUGAACACCGUUUCGAAAUCCACGUGGGCGAAAACACAAAAAUCGAAGGCAAUGGUCAGACCAAUUCAGUGUCAUCAUCAGACCAACGAGGUCAUAGUAGACCGGAAGCAAAGCCCAGACUUUCGCGCAGCGAUAGUUCCCGCGGCAGUACCAAUUCCCAACGGCAAUUCAAUAAACGCAAAGAAACUAGUUCCGAACCUCCGAAAAACCGGGUAUCCAUAACAAAGUAUGAGUCCAAUGGCGAGAUUGGAACCCUUAUAUCAACUACUGAAGUGCGUGACAGCCGUGUGACACAAAGUGAAAACGAUUUACUUGAGCAUGAGGAAACGUCACAUAGUAGACCACGUGCCGGAAGCGUACCCAAGUACAUGGAAUGGUAUUAUGAUAAGAAGAAGCCUCCUGCUGGCGGUCGUACAUCUACAGAAUCAUCAGUCAAAGGAGCACCAGCAACGCGUAAAAAACCCGUUGUUCCAAACGCUGGCGAGAAGAAGGUGUCGCGAACUCGUUUGCACAUUAAGCAGGCCGACACCAGUCAACACGAAGAACCCAAGUUCAAACCCGAACCAGCUCCACGAAAGUCACCACCGAAGGCUGCUCGCAUGCUUAAGGAGGACAUUGUUAAGAAUAAGCAGUUGCAACCACGUGUCGAAGCAGAGUCCAGCCAUCCAUUACUUCAACACUCUGAGCAUCGUUUUGAACGAGAAAAUGCACCCGAAGUGUCAGUGCCACCAUCGAAAUUACCUCACUACAUAUACCCCGAAACCCCGCCAACGUUUUCCUCGACUAAGACCAAUACGAAAAACACAAAGCCCAAACCGUCGCCCAUUAAAGAGAAUGAAGUUAAAGUUAAUAAUGCUUCCAAAAUCAAUCUGUACAUUGAAGACCCCAACUCUACACAUGCGCCAACAGUAACGACAAAUUCUUCCUCCACAUCAAUACACAAACAACUCAAUGCCGCAACUCUCGAAGAUGAUUUGGACUCAGGUAUUGCAAUGAACUCCCUCCUCAACAGUAUGGGCCGUCGUAAUCCCAUUGCCGAAAAGAAAAGUGUAUUCUCCAUAGCCUAUGAUGACGUCAGUCGCGUUCAAAAAAUCCCUUCAGGUGGCGACUCCCCUCCCUACUGACCGGAUAAGGAUAAUCCAACCCAACAAAUCACUGAUUAAGUUGCACCACAAUGUGAUAUUCCAAUUAUAAAUUGUUGGCAUUUGUAAUUUGUAUUUUAAACGCCACCCCACCCCGAUCCCAUUUGUAAGAUGUAUUCCUCUCAUCUAUAUUUCAAGCUUAUUACAUUAGUUCAAACAUGCGUUCAUUUAUUUAUAUUUAUAGGUCUGUAGGAUUAUGUAUACAUACAUACAUGUGUGCUCAUUCAAAUAGUAUGUAAGAUAUUUAAGGCAACCGAAUAUUAAUUCAUCCCAGUGCAUCCCAUUUGUGUAUAUACCGAUCUAUGUAGCCACAUACGGCCAGUACGAAAUGCUACUCCACAUAUAUAAUGACUAUUAGGUCCAUUGCUAUAAGAUUUCUCUAAAGUUUAAUUGAAGUCAGGGACAGAGCUAUGUACCCUUCACCAUAUACGAUUAUUCGAACUUGCUGUUGACAUACAUAUAUUUGCCCCUUUGUAAAGAAUAUGGCAAUGUCAAGCCAAAAAAAAGGUGUACUUGUCAAGCGACCAGGCGAAAUCGUCUUUAUCCUGUUCCAGAAGUCACAUCACAAUUGAAUUAAACAUCAACAUUUUCAAACCUUUUCUGGCAUUCACUUCUGCAGCUCAAGUGUAUCGACUACACUCACGGGGUUUCACGUUAACACCUUUUGGUGUGUGUGUGUGUGUGUGUGUGUGUGUGUGUGUGUGUGUGUCAGACAAACUGAAAAUUUCAUAGUGAGAACCGAGUAUAUUCCGGAUAACGAACAUUUUUCGUCAAAACAUGAAUAUGAGCGACAUAUGAUAUGUUUUUAAGAUGCACGCACAUUUUCAAGCCAACGUAAUUUUAAGUUCUUCUGCAAAAUUGUAUUUUAUCUUGAAAUGUCAAAACUUAACUUUCAAUUUGUAUAAUGAUAGAAAUGCCUGUGUGCCGAACAGUGAUGUGCUUUUCAAUUACAAUGAAUCUCCUUUUUACGUAGUUCUAAAUUAGUUUUGAUCCAUUUUUUGGAAAAUAUUAAAUCAAUCCUAAAACUUGGAUUGAAUUAAAUUCGCUGUAAAAUAUUAGUUCGUAUCUGGACACCCGCUGUGGCCAAUAAAUAUAUUAGGAAAGAAACAUUCCCUUCAUCUAAACAAACACAUUUAUUUAAGGAACUGUUAGAAGAAUGAAAAUUGAUUUAAUGGUCCAAAAGCUUCGUACUUUAAACUAUCAGAAACUUGCAAUAAUGGUCCAUAGUGUAAGAAUAAUUAAUUAAAAAAAUAUAUAUGUAUGUAUGUAGUUGUAGAAUAAAAGUAUGUAUCACCUAUUAUCGUUAAACGCAGGUUAAAAGUGAUUGAAUGAAACAAUAUUAAGUUAUCAAUCCAUCAUAUAAUCGCAAUAUGUACAUCUGUAUAAACAUAAAUAAAAUUACAAUAAUAUUCAAAAUAA
Molecule: messenger RNA, 8508 nt
Organism: Musca domestica (house fly)
Lineage: Eukaryota; Metazoa; Arthropoda; Insecta; Diptera; Muscidae
Gene: Cad86C
Product: cadherin-86C
Biological process (GO): homophilic cell-cell adhesion
Cellular component (GO): plasma membrane
Molecular function (GO): calcium ion binding
Source: RefSeq, a predicted model, not a curated record